CGGAAAUUGAUGAUGGCAUUAACAGGAAGUGAAUAAAGCAUUUUUUGAGUGAAUGAACUACAUGAACUGAAUGCAGAUAUUAUAUUUCACGAAGACAAUGCACAAGAUAGUCAAGACAACGGCAUUUUGAAAAUGAAUUUGGAUUCCUAUAAAGCAGCAAGAGGAUUUGUUAUUUAUUCCAAUUGCCUUCGAAAGAAUCUGCACGAAAGGUAAGCGAUAAUUAACAAUUAUUGGAUGAGGUUUUUUGUGAUAUGCGGAAUUAUCAAUUUUAUAUAUUUUAUAUGAGUUAUUUCAAAUAGAUGGAAAACAUGUUGCCAUUAAAUUAUUUCCGGAGGUCAUUAUAUUUAGUACCAUGAUGAGAUUUUGGCAAUAUUGAACAAUUUUUGUAUUCGGUUUUUGCAUGAAUUGAAGAAUUAUCGAUGCCGAAGUUUGUGUUGUUUACAGUAGCUGAAGGCUGAGUUUCACUGAGAGUUUCACCGCUGGCUUUUAGCCAAUGAGAAAACACAAAUCUUUUAAAUAAAUGAUAGUAAUAAAUUCAAUUUGAAACAGAUUGUUAAAAUGUUUAUUCCCUGUACUGAUAAAAUAAUAUUGUUGGAAGCAUAAUUUCACAGAAUAUGUAGUUUUAAAAAUAAUGCCCACAUGUUGGGUUUGCAGCCCAACCAACAGCAACAUGCUACAUAUUGUGCUGUUACAUUAAUAUAUCAUGUCAAACAUAAUCCUCACUAUGUAUCUGUCCAAAUUUGAUUUGUUGAGUUGACCAAAUCAAUGUUAGCCAUAUUUAAUUACGAUAUACACAGCUGUUCGAGGCGGGGUGGGGUUGGAGGAUUUGCAUAGAAGCACCUGAAUACUUAUAGUUUUAUCACUGUAAUGUCAAUAUACAUGAGGUUGUUCAGCAUUGCAUGGAUACGUAGACUUCGCAUAUAUCUCUUCACUGCUUAAUGACAGAGCCUGAUACAAGCUACAAGUUACCGAUACAAUCUACAAGUCACUGAUACAAGCUACCAUGGAAUAAAAAUAACUAGUUACAGUCACAAAGUCACUUUGAAAAUUUUGUGACUAUACUGUACAUACAUAAAACCAGUUUGCUCAUGAGCUCGCUCAUAUACAUACCAAAAAUCAGUAUAUGCUCAUGAGUACACUCAUAGCCCUCAUAUACAUACAUAAAACCUGUAUGCCAAUUAGCACACUCAUAUACAUACAUAAAACCUGUAUGCCAAUUAGCACACUCAUAUACAUACAUAAAACCAGUAUGCCAAUUAGCACACUCAUAUACAUACAUAAAACCAGUAUGCCAAUUAGCACACUCAUAUACAUACAUAAAACCAGUAUAUAUGCUAAUGAGCACACUCAUAUGUAUAAAUACCUAAAAUGUAUGACUAUACUGGGACUAUAUAGUCAAAAGGUUCAAACUGUCUUGUUAUGUUAACUUGGUCAGUUUUUAUUGAGCGAGGGACUCAUAUCUUACAUAUUUAAAUACAGUUGAAGAAUGUGAAAGUUUGUAUGUGAUACUAAAAAGUUGGAUCAUUUUGAUUGAUUGCAGGUCAAAAGUAAACACAAUUUAUAUAUUAGGAAUCUUUUAAAGUUAACUUGAUAGCAGAAUCUAGCUUCUUGGUAGAUGUGAUAUUAUACUCCAGCCCAUCCUUUACUGCACAUGCGCAUUAGUUCAAGACAUAGUAUUUUCUAUGAAUAUAAAAUUGCAUAUUACUGCGAAUAUCAAAUUAUAGAUGUAAUGUUUCUGAAGAUCGAAUAAGGCAACAUUUCUUUUCCUUUAUUUAAAGAGCAAACAUGAACUAUAGCUUUAUAUGAGCGUUUACUCAAAGCGCAACAAGUGCUUAUACGUACUUGUCUACCAAAUAUUUCACAAUAUUCUCGUAUUUAUAUUUUAUUCUAUAAAGCAUGAUUUCUACUAAUCCUCGCACGAAGCAACUCGCUUGUGGCUCUUGCAUCUCAUUAAAAAGGGCUUACAAUUAAAAUUUCGUACAUUGAGACUCCGAUCAUACGAAAUCUGAUGAAUUCAGAACCGUACAUCGCAUUAGUUCGCUUUCAUGUGUUCGCCGCACGGGAAUUCGUAUGGAGAGCUGUGGUCGCUGUGGUGUAGUUCGUCUGGUUUGAUACGUCCUAGGAGAACACCCAUGAGAAAUCAUGAAAACUUGAGUAUGGUCUGAGACUACGUUCAAUGCUCAAGUUUGAACUGUCUUGCUUUGCGUUAACACGCGACCCACGAAGGCGGACAAUUCCAGCUCAGCCUGCUCAGGUAACCGCACGAAUUCCCGUGUGAAUAAAUGAAACGCGACUAAUUUGCGUCCAGUUGCGAUCUCGUCUGCUCUCGUGUGAAUGUAAUGUAGAAAUAUGAACAAACUUACCAGAAAUUUUCACAGGAACAAUGUUUCACUGUAGAUAAGGUCGUUCUUUCUGUAAAACAAUGCCUUUCUAUCUGAAUAUAUUACGAAACAUCUCGUGAUCAAGCUGUGAUCUCAAGUGGCUUUCUGACUUCCUGUCUAGGAAUUACUCAAUUUUCAAAAUAUGUUGAUAUAUUUCACAGAAAUAACAAUUCUACACAUCAGUUGUUAUUACUAUGAAUAUAGAAGUUACAUCUUAAUCAUUUUAAUGUGUAUAUAUAGCUUGAAAAGUUCAAAAUAUGCAUUUCUUGUACUCAGAUAUAUUACGUCAUUUCGUGGAAGCGAUAUUUCAAUGUAACAGUAUACGGAGAAAUCGGGCAGCGUCACAAGGAUUAUUCCACCGUGACGCGAGGAUUAGGAUUAUUUCAGGGUUGUGAUUUUACAAAAGGUUAGAAUUUGGGUUAUGGUAAGGGUUAUGGUUAGGUUUUUCCUAAGAGGAAAAUACCCCAUAAACACAUGCACAGUUUACCAACUUGACAGUCUUACCAGUUUUACCAGAUUUCAGAUGUAUGUCUUGGCGUUCAACGUAGAUCGCGGCGCGAAGGUACCACUUAAACACUUUCGGGAAAAUUAUUUUUCUCGUAUAUUUUAUAACACUGUGUUAUUCGUCAUCUAUCUGACUACAUUGACUAUAUUCGGCGAAAAUUUGAUAUAAAUUGGAUAAAAAUUCGCCGAGUAAUGGUAGAUCUCCCGAAACGCGCGUGCCUAUCCUGUAACCUUAAUUUGUAAUAAUGAAGAGAAAUUAGGUUUGUUAUCUUGCAAAAGUUCUCUGUCUUCGCAACCGAAUUAACGUGUAUUGCCAGAGGCCAAUGCAUGGUAUAACAACUAAUUAGGAUGUUAGGGUUUGUAAUCCAAGUGAGAAUAUAUAAAUUUUAAGACCUAACCAGAAACGACUGCGAAAAAUGCAGCACAAGGUCUUCUGGUAGGAAUUGAACCUACGGGCCUGCGAUUCCGGUGCAGCGCUCUAACCAACUGAGCUACAGAGGCCAGCUGUUGAGCUGUAACCGUAAGUUCAUGUAUAUAUAGGUUACAGCUCAACAGCUGGCCUCUGUAGCUCAGUUGGUUAGAGCGCUGCACCGGAAUCGCAGGGCCGUAAGUUCAAUUCCUACCAGAGGAUCGGACCUUGUGCUGCAUUUUUCGCAGUCGUUCCUGGUUAGGUCUUAAAAUGUAUAUAUUCUCACUUGGAUUACAAACCCUAACAUCCUAAUAUUCAUUCCACCAAGUGAAGUGCAAGAAUCUAAGUCAUUCAAGCCCACCGUAACAACUAACUUUUUUUAAUUUUUUUUUUAAAGAACUUUAUUGGGUCAUUAACAACUAUAUUUACAAUAAUUAUACAAAUAAUUGGGCAAAGAUACACUAAUUUAAAAUAACAACAAUAAAAGAACCCAAUUGGGAAAAGUGCGAACGGGACUCCAAGUCUCAUGCGGGGCACUUUCCCUAAAAUAAAAUAAAAUAAAAUAUCAUUUUCCAGUCAAAAUAGAAAACAGAAAAAAUUAAAAAUAACAAACGAAUAAAACAAGACAGAACAAUAUGUUCUGAUAUUCAGAGGGUAUGACACCACAAAUACAAAAUAAUAAUAUUGAUCGUUAUCAAAAUUCACAAAACAAAUAAUUUUUAUUAUGACUGUACAUUUAUAUAUACUUCUUUCAAAUAAAUUCAAUGUUUACUUCUUACUAAUGUCAAUGUUCAGAUUAAAAUGUUUUUGUUCAACAAAAGGUAUAUUAGCAUGCUAAGGUUUUUUUCAACGAAACUACACGUUCAAUAUUUACACAGAGAUUAUAUAGGUUAUAUCUAAAACUUUUACAUGAUUAAAUUGAUCAAAAUCUUUGUUUAAACAAAUACUAGUUAUAGGAAAAGUAAUUUAUACAUACAAUAUUUACAUAGAAAUUAUACAAGCUAUAUAUAAAGUGGCAACACAAUACGCUUCACAGUAAAGUUAACCCACUGAUCUCAAAACACUGGAUGGAGUUUCCUUUUGUAUUCAGUAAACCAAUUUUGAAGUCAGUUUUAGUUAACCCACUGAUCUCAAAACACUGGAUGGAGUUUCCUUUUGUAUUCAGUAAACCAAUUUUGAAGUCAGAAUAUUUAGAAUCAGAUGAGAUCGCAAAGUCUGUCAAAAUCUCUGCAAAUCGGAUCACGACGUCUUUAAAUUAGCUACAUUAUGAAGCAAAUGUCUUUUCCUAUGUAACUUAAAAAAUAUAGCCUCCCGUAUUUCUUCUAAUGAGUUUUAGAACGUUUUAAACACUAGAUAAUGAGACUUGUGGCAACCAUCUUGGUGUGACAUCAGUUAUUCACGAGCAAAUUUAAGCGGGAAGAGAGGCGACUGUUGAUAAAUUUCUAUUCAGACAAUGUUUAUCCUUUCUCAGCGAUAACUAGAAACUGUAAGAACCUCUUACACUAUGUCAUCAACACCACAGUAGAUUUGUGCUGCUCACAUCAAUAUGGCCGACAUUGCCUUCAUUUCUGCAUAGAGGAUGCACUAUGCAGAGCUAGAUUUGAGAUCAGAGAGUUAACCCAAGUGCAGGUCAUUGAUGAUGGUUAUAAUUUCAUGUCAUGUAGAUACUAAAUAUGCAAAUGAAAGGGAAAUAAAUAACAUUGACUGAAGCCUGCUGGGCAUUAAACAACUCUGAACCGUAACCAUCAUUGAAGGGUUAGAACUCAGGGCCGGUGUUUUAUGAUCAGGUUUCAGUCAAUGUUAUUUAUUUUCUUUUGUGUGAAUAUUUAGUAUCUACAGGACAUGAAAUUAUAAAUCUGAUGAUCAACCCUCAUGGCACAAAGUACCGUAAAUGAUCCAAUAAAUGCCCUGGGCGUUGAUUAAAUUUUCGUACCUUGAAGGGGGCGUUUAUUAGAUAAAGGCGUCUAUUAGAGAGGGGCGUUUAUUCUUACAUACGGCAUAUCUAGGUUUCUUAAAUAACACUUUCCAAGAGUUUGCAGAGUGAACGAAAGUCAAAAUCUUCAACUUUCAUAGCUCUUACAUUCCAUUGCACCUAUAUGCCCAACAUUAAUAAUUUAAUAAGCGUUCAAUCCAAUAAAUGUUUAAUUAAAUUAUUUAAAUCUUGGAAAUUCUCGAGUAGGGAGAGGGACGUUUAUCACAUAAGAGACUUUUUAAAGAGUGACGCAUCUAUUUUAACAAAGUCUGGGUUGACCAGGGUGUCUAUUAGAUAGAAGGCGUUUAUUAGAGAGUGGGCGUUUAUUGGAUCAUUUAUGAUAUGCAUGCAAAGGCGAAUAAGAAGUUUAUAUGGAGAGCUUUUCAGUUGUGAGGUUUUACUACAGCAGUUGCGUUAGCUCUUUUUUCUUUCAUCCCUGGCAGUUCUCUCCAAUGAUCACCUCCGAUUGUGAAACUUUCUACUGAGUUGAGAAAUCCCUCCUCUUUACUCCAUCCUCCCAAUACAACAAUGACGUCAUGCAUAAUUACUGCUGAGGAACCACACCUCUUGUGUAUCAGUGGAGGCAACUUCUGACUUUGUCCUGAUUCAGUGUCGUACAUGGUGACUUCAUUUAAGACCUGGUCAUUCUUAUCCCUACCGCCAAUAAGUAUCACCAUGUUACCCCAAGUAACUGUGGACAUUCCCCAGACAGACUUGGGUAACGAUGGACAUGGUUUGAACUUAUUCUUGAUGAAAUCGUACACGACAACGCUAUCAAUGGCGUCUUUACUAUAGCCUGUGUUCGAUGCUCCCAAGAUAAGUAGUUUGCCGUUUACAAUCUCUGCUCUGUGGUUUCUUCUUGGCUGAGGCAUUCUAGCCAGCGGCUUGGCAGUAUAAGGCGGGAUAAUAGACAGCUCGUAGAUGUUAUCAUUUAUUUUAUUUUCACUCGCGUUAUGUCCUCCUAUGACGUAUAGUUUACUUUGAUAAACUAUAACGUCAUGAUCAGAUAACUUGACCGGCAGUUUACCAUCAAACAUCAUCCAUCGCAAAGGACCCUGGUUCAUCUUUAAAAUCUCAAUGCUGUCUGUACCACCUUGACCAUCGAAGCCGCCAGUGAUGAUGACGUCGCCGUUGUAAACACAUGAUGCUGAACUUGCUCGAGGGUGAUUGAGUUUUGGUAGCCGAGUCGAUUUCCCUUUUGCUAUGUUGAAUUUUUCUACUGUUUUCGAUACACUUUUAUUUCCUGGGGCAUAAAAACCGCCAACAAUAAUAAUGUCUUGGUCGUUGACUGGAACUGGUGGAUCUAAAGCUUGAGCACCAUUGUUGUUUAUAUUUCUUCUUUCCAACAGCUUACCGAACAUUUCUGUCAUUCUUUCAAAUUGGUUCCUUACCUCUGCUUGAAACGCCAUUUGAUCUGCUUUCAUUUCUGCUUGAGUUUGCUUUAUCUCGUCAACAUUAUCCUGAAUAGUAAAAUUAAAAACUUGCAUAUCUAGGUUGCGGUGUUAAUGGUCAGAUAUCUCAGAGAUGACACGGGAUACCUUUUGAUAAAAUAUGGUUCACGCAGUGAGUAAACAUACAUAACUCAUAAUUGUUCUGUUUCGUGAAAAACAUCAGAUUGAUCGUUUUUUGACCAAGCUUGCAAUCCGUAAGCUCAAAUCGUCGUCAAUAAAAUCAUUUGUGCAAUCAUGAAAAUCUUAUGGCUUACAGAUUGAAAGCUUUUCCAUGUUUUCAAGUAGACGUAUGUAGCGUUUUUACUAGUGAAACAUCGAGAAUUGUUCGCAAAAUAAGCCUUAAAAGUUCCCAAGACAAUGUUGUCUUACCUUCAUUUUAUUUACUUUGACAUUUAUAACAUCUUGAGAUUGCUUCAUCACGUCAACAUUUUCCUAAAUUAAAGUAGAAGUGUUAAGAUAUCUCAGAGAUGACCACAAAUACGAAUGACAUGCACGAGUGACAAAAAAGCCGCUUCGGGAUAUAUAGCAGAAUUAUGAUAAAAGGCGAAAAAGUGCUAUAAUAAAUAUCUGUGCUGAGGUUUGAAUUAUACAUAUAAUCAAAGACUGAUGAUUUUCAAAAUUCAGAUUUAUUUACAGCAAACGUUCCUUUGCCACUCGUGGUCAAACGUGGUCCACUCAGGUGUAUUUUCAAAUCAGUUCAAAUGAUGAACUGUGGUUAAUACAGUAAGUAAAAAUUAAUGUUGUAAUUGUUCUAUUUUGUGGAAAACAGCAGAUUCUGUUUGACGAAGCUUCCAAUCCGUAAGCCCGGAUAGGAAGCGAAUAUUAAUCAAUAAAAAUGUGCAGUGAUGAAGAUGUUGACUUAGCUAAGGAAUGAUAGCCUGCGUUCCAGUCCACUCAACCGUUGUGUGUAGUGGACUGGAAGACAGGCUAGGGAAUGAAAGGCAAGGGUGGGUAGUAGCGAAGUAGUUGUAGUUCGCUACUGUAUAAAAAUCUGUUUAUAAUUUUCAGAUUGUUGUUUCUCACUUAAUCCGGAACUGUCUUGUUGUUGUCGUUAUCUACACUGGCACAGAUCGUUCGAGACGAUAUCGACAAGGGUUCGAUAUCGUUGCCAGAGAUUUGCCAGGCGGAAAACGAAUUCUUAUGAUAAAUAUCAGAGCCCAACAUAUAACUUUUAACAAAGCCAUUAAAACAGUUAAGAUUUUAAAGAAUUUUUAUUGUAACUUAAGACAUCUUCAGACUAGAUAAAAUUACAUGAGAUUUGAAUAUAUAUGAGCUAAUAGAUUAUAAUUAGCUUAUAUAUAUUCAAAUCUCAUGUAAUUUUAUCUAGUCUGAAGAUGUCUUAAGUUAAAGACGAAACGUUGCAAUAAAAAUUCUUUAAAAUCUCAACUGUUUUAAUGGCUUUGUUAAAGUUUUUAUGUUGGGCUCUGAUAUUUAUGACAAAGGUUCGUACAAAACUUGACAGUCCUUCAAUUUGAAAACAAAAAUUCAAAAAGCCUUGAAAGUCCUUGAAUUUUAUGCAGUGCCGUAGGAAGCUGUUUUUGAUUGGGGGCUGAAAGUGAGGGCCGAAGGUCCGAGGAAAUUUUUAAAUUUAUAGAGUCUCUGAAAUGCUAUUUCCUGGACUUUGGGGAAGAUUUGACAGAAUUCUGAUGGUCAGAAAACAGCGUUUUAGUAUGCCGAAAUUUACAAUUUAGUAGUACUGAGUGGGUGAAGGCGCAUUUAAUUUACUAUAUAUUGGAUAAGUUGCAGGAAAAAGUAUGGGUAAUUUUUUCAUUCUUUGCAGUUUGUCAUGGAUAAUGUAGCCGCUUAAAAUGAAUCAAUUGUCAGUAUUUUAAAGGUAUAUUAUUUAAAUGAUAAAGGUCUGCAUGAUUUUGAAAAAAGAAUGAUUAUUAGCAAAUUAUUGGGCGGGGCUGCAGGUUGCUACGGCCCCGUAUAAAGAAGUGUUUGAAAAUCCUUAAAUUCUUCAUGCUUUAGUUUCUGGAUAUUUCCUGGAAUUGUUUCACAUUAAAAAAACGAAGAUGUUGUUAAAUUGAUUUUGUUUAUGUGCAACCAAACUGUGCAAUUCAUUAAAGUUGUCGUUUGAAUUACACCAACUUAACGUCACUUUUAGUGAUUUCUAACGCCUUCUUUUCGGCCCUUUUGUCUUUGAAUUUGCGAAUACAUGGCCUUGAAAGUCCUUGAAAAGUCUUUGAAUUUUAUUCUUCCAGACAGGCACGAACCCUGUGUUUUACUACAAAACAAUUAUAAUGAUUGCCAUACAAACAUAAUGAAAGAAACGAAGAAAAUUUGGUCUUACCUUAAUUUCAUCCUCCAUUCGUGUGUUCUGAACUUUCAUUUCAUCUUGGCUUGCUUUCAUUUCAUUCUGACUUGCUUUCAAUUCAUCUUGGCUUGCUUUCAUUUCUUCUUGACUUGCUUUCAUUUCAUUCUGACUUGCUUUCAUUUCAUCUUGACUUGCUUUCAUUUCUUCUUGACUUGCUUUUAUUCCAUUCUGACUUGCUUUAAUAUCUUUGCAGUCGUGACAUUUGGCGAUUCUAAAUUGGCAAAGAUUUUUCUCAUGGUUUUCUUGAUCCCGUCUAUUGACCUCGGUCUCACAUCCUUCAUUUCCACACAUGACGGGCGCGAAUCCACAUUGAUCGACAUGUCUUUGAAGAUCUUCAAGCCGGACAACGUCAGGACAGCCACGAUCAUGGUGGUCGCACUUGAUUUUCAGAUCUUCUAAAUAAUUCUUCAAAAAUCUUGUAGGACGUUUCAGGGUUUCUGGAGUCAGGGGGUCUCUGCAAACUGGGCAUGUGUGAGAAUUUUGAUGCAGAUGUCGCGAUAUAUGAGCCAAACAAAAUAUAUGAUCUUCAUUCUGGCAAACUCUUGGGUCCUUUGGCACAUCUUGGCAAACAGAACAGAGCAGAUCUUCUCUCACUUCGCCUACGAAACGAUUGACAUCAUAACCUUGCUCGUCGUCGUCCAUAACUUCAGAACAGAGCAGAUCUUCUCUCACUUCGCCUUCGAAACGAUUCACACCAUAACCUUGCUCAUCGUCCAUUCUGCACGCCAUUGUUGAACGUCUGAAAGAUUACAAAAGAGUUGCAGGAUACAGAAUUAUAGAUAUGAACAUAAUAAUUACGGAUUUAAGCUGAUUUACUAGCAAUAAAACGCAAUUAUUUCCAGUACAUUACGAUUGCUAACAAAAUGAGAAAAUUUUGAUCAUUCUAAACGAUUUAGUUACCCAUUAUUAAGUAGGUAGCAAGGUAAAAUGUAACUUGGGGUUUACUGAGCACAGUCAAACAGCAGUACUGUAGUAAUAUAUUAUGUAUAGACAAUAAACUAUAGAAAAUGUGUUACCUGAUUAAUCCUGGAAAGAAUGACCUUUAGGUGCUUGGAAAUCAGUGGUCGAUAUGAAAAGAUUUUUUCAAAAAUUGAUCUGUUGAAGAGUAAAGAAAUAGAAAUGUUAGGUGAUUGUUCAUUGGUUGAUCAAUUGGUGUUGAGGCACAAUAGUUCGUUUUGGGACAACUUUCUUUCCCUAAAUUUUCUUUCCCUUUCUUUCCCCUGGCUUGUAUAAGCUCAUCAGCAGGUCCAAAAUUGCGAUUCACUUUUCAGUGGUAUUUGUGAAUCAAAAAUUUGAUACAGUCGAACCUCUAUAAGCGGACAACUUUCCUAAGCGGACACGUCUUUUAAGCGGACACAUAUCUCAGGUCGUAUUCGUUUUCUUUAAUAAAAUACUAUUAUCAUAACCCCUAUUAAGCGGACACCCCUCUUUAACGGACGCGGACACCUUACUUGAGGUCCCAAUGGGCAAACCAUGCAACCUCUCUUAAGCGGACAGAUGACAGAUUGUCUGAUAAAAUUUAUUCAAUAUUCGACAGUAAAUAACAAUUUUAUAGAUCAAUUUACAUGACGUGCAGUUUCUACAGAUAAAUAUAUUAGACCAAUCUAAUUUAAUCUUGGAGGUUCAAAUAUGUCUUUUAAGUUUUAACCAGCUGCAAGAGAAACUAUACACAUUCUGUGUAUUUGUGGGGAUGAAGUCUCCAUAAAAUGUCAACUUAGGCCUAUAGACUCGAUAUAUGUCAAAUAUAUCUAAAACUAAGGACUGUCCAUAUGAGUUUAGUACCUUUGAUCAGGUUAAGGACUGUCCAUAGGGCCUAAAAAAAUACCUGUGGUUCCGGUUUCCGACCGACCCUAUUUUUUUCUGCCGACCCUAUUAUUUUUUCAACGUGAUUUACCGUGCGACCCUGUUUUCUCCGGGUGGUUGCGGGCUGCUGCCAAAAUGGCGUCUGUUGUCGCACUAAUUAUUGGGAAAAAAACAUGAAAAAAAUAUUCAAAAAAAAUUUUUUUCAGACCUACCGACCCUAAUUUUUUCGCGAUACGAAAACUGAACCACAGGUACUUUUUUAGGCCUAGGGGUUUUGCUCUCCGAUUGGCCAGGGGCAGGGUAAGGACCAUGGGCGUACCGGAAGGAAAAAUUUAGGGGGGCGGCAAGAAAUUUGCCCGGGUUUUCCGGAUUUUGCCCGACAAGUACCGAAAAAAUUGUUUCCGGAAUUUGUUUUGGCGACUCCCCCCCCCGUCGCCAAAAAAAUUUCGGUCAGUGUACCAUUUUAGGGGUCAACAAUUUUUUCCGGACAUACCUAAAUUGUCCGGAACCUACAAAAAUUUGGGAAACAUCACUAAAUUUUCCACAAAAUUUACAGAAUUUGUCCCAUUUAUUUUUUUUAUUAACCAAAAUUGCCCGACUGUUCAGCGAAUAUUGCCCGACUGCCCAAAAAACUGGGGGGGGGGGGCUGCCCCCCCGCCCGGUACGCCCAUGGUAAGAACUGUCCAUACUGCAGGUUAGAACUGUCCAAGUGAAUCUUGGUCAGAUUAUGAGCAGCCAGUUCAUAAUCAGUGCAGCUAAUAGGGUGUGACAUAUGAGUAGGGAUGAUGCUUGUCAUAACACAAAUGGACUCUUCACAACCCAGAACCCUUCUCCCACGAAAAAUAAAAAAUUGUGUUUAAUAUUGUGUUUGUCGAGAAAGUGGAGCAAAAAUCAACAACUUGGGUCAUUAAUAUUAGACUAAUCUAAUUUAAUCUUCGAUGUUCAACUUUUCUUACUUUAAUUUGUCUUUUAAGUUUUAACCAGCUGCAAGAGAAAGUUCGACGCCAUAACCAGCUCCUCUGUUGACACGUGCACGUUUACCCUUGAUUAUUACUGUUCCUGAAUUGGUUGCGCGUUUCAAAAAUUGUGUUACCAACCCCGCCAUUAACUUAGGGAUGUGACCAACAAUCAAAUCAUUUGUCAUUUCAUUCCGAUGAACGAAGAAAGACUUCAUCUGCAGUCUUUUCUUCUGUAAUCUGGUAGAUCUCACAGAAGGGCUUGAGCUUUGCCUUUUACAAACAACAGCAAUCGUUCGAAAUGUAAUUUUAUGCUAAUUAUUUGCUAGAUAUUUGUUACUGUUUUGAUACUCAAACUACACACCCAAAUUUGCCUCCUGCUGUGUUUUUCUGCGAACCCCUUUUAAGCGGACACUUAGGCGAGAUCCCGAAGGUGUCCGCUUAAUAGCGGUUCGACUGCAAUUGUUGAAGAGAAGAAGUAUAUGGCGGAUUUUGAACGCGUCAUUUGAAUGCGCAAUCGAAUUUCGCGAUUCGUGUAUUGUGGUAUGCCUUUGCCUCUUUGUUUUGUUAUAGUCAAGCAAACCAAUGUUGUUUAAAAUAAUAUCGUUGCUCUGAUAAUCAACAAAAUGUUGAGUGAGUAAAAGGUUGGGUAAACGAAAAAACAAAACAACUGAAGGAUUGGGUAAUAAAAAUUUAUUGUCAUUUCCAAAGCACGACUAACUCAUAUAUUGAAGACUAAAAACUAAAAAGCAAUGUCAACACUCAACAGUCAUAUGUCAAUACAAUAUGUAAAAGAAGCAGAGUCACUGUUUUCCGCGCUGCGUUUAUAAUUUGGAAACUCAUUAGAAUAAAAAUAUAACUCGUAUAUUAUCUAUGUUGGUCAACGUUUAUUCAUAAAUCUGGUCUUUCACCGUCACAUGCGUAUUGUAUUUUUGCCCGAUUAACCAAUAGGAAUGUUUUAGGAAAGUUACCUAUCCGUGACUCGAACAAUAGGGUAAAUUGGAAAUUGCUAUUGGUGGAUUUGGCAAAAAUACAAUACACACGUGACGGUGAAGGACCAGAUUUAUGAAUAAACGUUGACUAACAUAGAUAAUGAGUUAUAUUGUUAUUCUAAUGAGUUUCCUAACCAUCUGUUGUUCUAUUAUAACUAUGAUUAAAUUAAUUAAUCAGCACAUAAUCAUAUGUUGAACGAUACAUCGUCUAACAAAGAAAUAUUCACCCUUUUAAAAAACUUCGACAUAGUCUAGAGUUCCACAGCAUGUAAAGACAAUUUAUUUGUACAAGAAUCUCUUCAGUAAAUAUAUCUAGCUGGUAAAUAAGUAUACACGAAUGUUUUUCACACAGUAGCCCAUCCCAAUCUGCACAUGCGCAUUUGUUUAAGAGGAACUAGAAUUCUGUAGCUUUUGAACUGUGAUAUAUGAAUACCAGUAUCAAAAUAUAUAUAUCUAAUGUUUUCUGUCUUACAAUAAUCUAAACCCAACAUCAUCUUGUAUUUAUUUCUGCGCAAAACACAAGACUGCAGCUUGCGUGUUACUUAAAGCGCUAAUCUUAUCUACCAACUAUUUUGCUGAAUAAUCGUCGGUUUACAAGCCCAAUUUACUAGACUUUGCGACACGCUAGAAGGCCUAGAAGCGCGCGCUUCUUAUGAAACUCACAAUCAAUGUCUACAGUGAGACUCGGUCGACAUGGAGACGAAUGAAUCAAAUUUGCGCGCUUUCGCUUUGGCAUUGCGCUUACGCAAGGCAUUAUUAAACUGGGCAAUUCGAGCGCAAAUAACCCUUGAAUUCCCUUGUAAAGAAACGGAACGCGAUUAAUUGGCGUUCGGUUACAAAUUCGUUUGAAUAGGAGGUAAAAAUAUGAACAAACUCACCAGAAAUUUUCGCAGCAAGUCUUUAUAGCUCUGUCGUUCAGUAAAACAACGCCUCUCUGUCUCUAGAUUGCGAAAACGUCUCAUUGACAAGCUUUGAAGCCAAUUAACUUCCUUCCAGGAAGUGCGCAAUUCUCAAAAUAUGUUAAUAUAUUUCAUAGAAAUAUCAAUUAUACACAUUAAUUAUUUUAAAUGAUCAGUGGAUUCGCAGUCCAGUUGUCAUAUAUCGUCCCCAAGAGGAGAGAGAUUGACAACAUGGCGAGAUUUUUUAAAGGACAAAAGUAACAAAUUUGGUCUGUGAAGUGAAAGCAAACGUUUCGUGGAAGAUAUUUGAAUGAAAUGGAAAGGAAACGGUCUAUAUUCUUUUCUUUGAACGACAGAGCGUGCGGAUAUACAAACCGAACAAAUUUACAUCAAAAUGUGUUAGGUAUGUUUUAACAUAGACUGUAUUAAAAUGACAAUAUGACAUCGUACUUUUGUGAUUGUGUCUCAGUAAGCAUCACAAAGCAAUAUAACUGACUUAUAGGGCCAAGCAAAUUAAAUUGCAUUUCUUAAUUCGUGAAAUAGAAGGUUAUCUAUAAAUUUACAAUAAAAAUAUUAACAUUUUCUUAUUCUGAUAUAACUGCAAGUUUAUAUAAUAUGCUAUAUGGUCAGCUAGGCUCAUUUAAGACGCUAUACUUUUGGUUUGCCGAACUUAAUUGGGGUACGACAGAAGAGUGACAUAUGAAUCAGUUAAGUAUGGCAGAAUUUGGAGCGACAAGUUCAAUGCAAGUUAACUUGUCGUUUUAUUUGACGUUUCUGAUACUCGGAGUGUAUAUCCACACCGGGCAGUCUGAAAAGUUUGCCUGACCACGGUGGGAAUCGAAUUUGUAACCUUUGGGAUACUAGUCCAAUGCUCUGCCAAAUGAGCUACGAUGUCUGUUCGAGUGUGUGGUAUUUUAGUACCUUCAAUACCAAUGUGUUGUUAUGAUCAUGAGGUUGAGUUCGAUUCCCACCGUGGUCAGGCUAACUUUUCAGCCUGCCGGGUGUGGAUGUACACUCAGAGUAACAUCACAAACAAUAUAUUCACCUGAGUACAUAACAUCAAAAUGCACACAAAAAAGUAUUAUUUUUGACGUUGGAACGACAUUGAUUCAUAUGCUGCCCCUACCAUAUGCCAAACCUAACUCAACUUUUUAUGAAAUUUGUUAGUAUUAUAUUAGCUAUCUUCGCACCUAUUCAAACCUGGCUUAAACUAUUAACUACUGCUCCAAAUGCUGUUCUUUCAACUUAAGUUGUUGCUCUGUAGUUAUGUAAAUAAUGUUCUAGUUAUGUACUGUAAAUACAGUUCUUUCAGUCAGGGGCAUAGGAAGCAUUGGGGGGGAGGGGCACCGGCUUCUAGGGGCACUUUAGGGUAUUGAAAAGGGCACCUAAAAAAUUUUUCCAGGAAUUGUUGUCGACGAGGGGGGGGGAGAAGAAAAAUUUUUUAAAAAAACUUGGAAAUUUCCAAACAAAAAGGGCACAGGUCUUUGAUGUUAAUUUAGUAUGUACAGCGACGUUAGCUUGUACAAAAAGGGCACUUUUCAUCACAAAAAAGGGUACUUUUAGUCCUUUGAAAAAAUUUGGGGGCCCCCUGUGUCCCCCCCCCCGUUCCUAUGCCCCUGCUUUCAGUCUAUUUGUUUCUUCUUUUAUAUUUAGGCAGUGAACAGCUGAUCAAAAGAUUAAAAUGCGAACAUCUGUUUGUUGGCCACGAAGGCUGCGUAAGUACCCCAUGUAGCUCAGAUUAUUGAAAAUUUGAUGCCUGUGGCAAUGCACCCUACUUUAUUAUUUUAUUCUGUCUAAUGCCAGACACCUUCAAGGCCGAUUUACACUACACAAGUUUAAGCCUAAAAGUGUUGCAUUCAGCCUAAAUUUUGUCUCCAAAUGCUUUAGGAAAUGUUUACUGGUAUAUGUAAUUUAAAUUCUCUGACAAAAUUUUCACUGUUUUCAAACAGGUGAACACGGUCGCCUGGAAUGAUGGCGGAGAUAUACUACUCUCAGGCUCAGAUGAUUGUAAAUUGAAUAUCUAUAAACUAUUUUCCACAAAGGUAUUUUGUUUUAUAGUUUAUGGUAUGGGAUUCAUUGAGUCCCGUUUGUACUAUAUAUUACUGUUUUCAUACCAAUAAAGAUCAGGAUUUUAGCUGUCGAAUGCUACCUUUCUUGCAUCUUUGCGAUACAAGUGCCGCUCGAAAUCACAUUUUUCCACCAUUGGGAAUUCCAUGUAAAGCUAUUGUCUGAGUAUUGAAAUGAUUCUCAUUUGGGAUUCAUACAAGUAUGUAAGUUGCUUGAAUAAAGAUGGUGCAAAGCAUGUGUCGUUGAAUUUUGCAUCGAAAUAGACAUUAUGCAUAAUGACGUCACAAGAUCCAUUAUCGAAAUUUUCCCGGGCGAUGACUACUAAGACCUGCAUUCCUUGCGGGCAUCAAGCCUUGUGACGUCAUUAUGCAUGAGGUUUAUUGAGUGAAUAAAACAUUUUAUAACACUGGAAGUUUGCGUACUGACCCACAAUGCCAUACGUUUCCAAAUGGGCAAAAAGCAUUUGGGCAAAUGUGCGAAAAUUGGACGAACAUUUAAAUCCUCAUAAAAACAUGAGCAGCAGUGUUUUAUCAGAUAUAAAGAUACGAGGCGAAGCCAAGUAUCUUUAGGUCUGAUAAAACACACACUGCGAAUGUUUUAAAUUGCUUCAAAAACUAUCAAUCUAGUAAGUUCAUUGGCGAAGUAAUUUUCAAAAAAUACGUUGUGUAAGUUGAGAAAAUCAAAGUUAAAGUUUAUGUAAAUCAAGGGAAAUCUCUUUCACAUAUAAAGAUACGACACGCUUAUGAUUUUUCUUUGUGUUUUCCUCAUGAAUUAUUAAUCAGUUUUUGAAGCAAAUACUGUAUAUAGUCCUUGUGUCACAUUUUAAAUUACUCAGGUUAUUUUCAAGUCCCAGAUAGCUAACUUUUUUUAUAAAACAUUACUAUUGGUUGGUUAAUGUUCAAUGUUGGUAUACCCUUAUUUUUUAGCCAGUACAGGCCAUUCAAAGUGGUCAUCAAGCGAAUAUUUUCAGUGCAAAGUUUCUACCUUGCACAGCAGAUACCAAGGUACAGUUUUAUUUUUGUUUGAGAGGAUUUUAUGAAUGAACUUGCUGGAGGGGCUUGUGUGGAGAAGUCAUCAUAGCAAGCGCCUCACUAUGGACUCAUGUGAAAAGAGUCCGUCAACGCUUUGUCGAAAGUCGUGGGUUUUCUCCGGGUCCUCCGAUGUCUUCCCACAGGGAAAGUUGACAAGGAUGGGUUAGGAUAAACACAGUUAAGAAAGUAAUAUCACAAUUGUCGUAGAAAUAAAAUAGUCUAGGCUAAGAGGUAAGCGCAUAAUACUUGAUGUAAAGCACAUUUGAUCAUAUGUGGAUAUUUUAUAGAAGCAUUUCUAUUAGUUGUAGUAGUAGUAGUAGUUCUGGCAUUUGUAAAGGUAGUUCUGCCAUUUGAAAAGGGAGUUUUGCUAUUUGAAAAGGGAGUUCUGCAAUUUGAAAAGGGAGUUUUGCCAUUUGAAAAGGGAGUUUUGCCAUUUGAAAAGGGAGUUCUACUAUUUGAAAAGGGAAUUCUGCUAUUUGAAAAGGGAGUUCUGCUAUUUGAAAAGCGAGUUCUGCUAUUUGAAAAGGGAGUUCUGCUAUUUGAAAAGGGAGUUCUGCUAUUUGAAAAGAGAGUUCUGCUAUUUGAAAAGGGAGUUCUGCUAUUUGAAAAGGGAGUUCUGCCAUUUGAAAAGGGAGUUCUGCCAUUUGAAAAGGGAUUCUGGCAUUUGAAAAGGGAGUUCUGCCAUUUGAAAAGGGAUUCUGGCAUUUGAAAAGGGAGUUCUGCUAUUUGAAAAGGGAUUCUGGCAUUUGAAAAGAGAGUUCCGCCAUUUGAAAAGGGAGUUCUGCUAUUUGAAAAGGGAGUUCUGCUAUUUGAAAAGAGAGUUCUGCUAUUUGAAAAGGGAGUUCUGCUAUUUGAAAAGGGAGUUCUGCCAUUUGAAAAGGGAGUUCUGCCAUUUGAAAAGGGAUUCUGGCAUUUGAAAAGGGAGUUCUGCCAUUUGAAAAGGGAUUCUGGCAUUUGAAAAGGGAGUUCUGCUAUUUGAAAAGGGAUUCUGGCAUUUGAAAAGAGAGUUCCGCCAUUUGAAAAGGGAGUUCUGCUAUUUGAAAAGGGAGUUCUGCUAUUUGAAAAGAGAGUUCUGCUAUUUGAAAAGGGAGUUCUGCUAUUUGAAAAGGGAGUUCUGCCAUUUGAAAAGGGAGUUCUGCCAUUUGAAAAGGGAUUCUGGCAUUUGAAAAGGGAGUUCUGCCAUUUGAAAAGGGAUUCUGGCAUUUGAAAAGGGAGUUCUGCUAUUUGAAAAGGGAUUCUGGCAUUUGAAAAGAGAGUUCCGCCAUUUGAAAAGGGAGUUCUGCUAUUUGAAAAGGGAGUUCUGCUAUUUGAAAAGGGAGUACUGCCAUUUGAAAAGGGAUUCUGGCAUUUGAAAAGGGAGUUCUGCUAUUUAAAAAGGGAUUCUGGCAUUUGAAAAGGGAGUUCUGCCAUUUGAAAAGAGAUUCUGGCAUUUGAAAAGGGAGUUCUGCCAUUUGAAAAGAGAGUUCAGCCAUUUUAGGCAUUUUCAAAAACAGUAGUUCAACGUUCAAACAUCAAUAGCGCAGUCAAUAUUGCAUGGAAAUUCAACUUUAAUAUAUGAAAAUCAAUUAUCAUUAUUUCGUUGCGAUAGCUUUUACGUUUUUUUUGGACACCCUGUAGUAUUUUUUAUUUUUUCAUUUAUAGGUAGCAUCGUGUUCAGGCGAUGGUGUUGUCCAUUAUAAUGAUGUCAACAGUCAUUUAUCUUACGGGACCAAUCCUUUUCGUUGCCAUACUGGAACGACAUACGAGGUAUUAAAUCCUGGAGGUUCAGUAACGAUCAUCUCUUAUUCAUCCGGUGUUACUACAGGAGGAAACCUAAACUAAACUAACUUUAUUUAUACUGGAUAGCUCGAUCAGUGCUAAACUGUUCUUCCUAGAGGUGCAGUAAGGAUCAUCUCUUAUUGAUUCAGUGUUACUACAGGAGGAAACCCAAACUAAACUAACUUUAUUUAUACUGGAUAGCUCCAUCAGUUCUAAACUGUUCUCCCUAGAGGUCCAGUAAGGAUCAUCUUUUAUUGAUCCAGUGUUACUACAGGAGGAAACCUAAACUAAACUAACUUUAUUUAUACUGGAUAGCUCUAUCAGUUCUAAACUGUUCUUCCUAGAGGUCCAGUAAGGAUCAUCUCUUAUUGAUCCAGUGACAUUACAGAAGGAAACCUAAACUAAACUAACUUUAUUUAUACUGGAUAGCUCUAUCAGUUCAAAACUGUUCUUCCUAGAGGUCCGGUAAGGAUCAUCUCUUAUUGAUCCAGUGUUACUACAGGAGGAAACCUAAACUAAACUAACUUUAUUUAUACUGGAUAGCUCUAUCAGUUCUAAACUGUUCUUCCUAGAGAUCCAGUAAGGAUAAUCUUUUAUUGGUCCAGUGUUUCUACAGGAAGAAACCUAAACUAACUUUAUUUAUACUGGAUAGCUCUAUCAGUUCUAAACUGUUCUUCCUAGAGGUCCAGUAAGGAUCAUCUUUUAUUGAUCCAGUGUUGCUACAGGAGGAAACCUAAACUAAACUAACUUUAUUUCUACUGGAUAGCUCUAUCAGUUCUAAACUGUUCUUCCUAGAGGUCCAGUAAGGAUCAUCUCUUAUUGAUCCAGUGUUACUACAGGAGGAAACCUAAACUAAACUAACUUUAUUUAUACUGGAUAGCUCUAUCAGUUCUAAACUGUUCUUCCUAGAGGUCCAGUAAGGAUCAUCUCUUAUUGAUCCAGUGUUACUACAGGAGGAAACCUAAACUAAAUUUAUUUAUACUGGAUAGUUCUGUCAGUUCUAAGACUAGGAAAUUAAAUUGAAAUGUUAUUUUCAGGUGAAUACAACUCCAGGGGACCCACACACCUUCAUGUCUUCUGGUGAAGAUGGUACAAUACGUUUGUUUGAUGUACGAAGUAAGACAAAGUGUUUAUGUGACGGUUGCAAAGAGGUACUGUAUAUCAAUGUGUUUUUUUUUAAAGAUAUACCAGAUAGGGCUUUUGUUAUCCGGCCCGAUAUGCCGGGUACUUAAAAAAUAUCCGGCCAGCUAGUAGCAGCUACCAGAUUUAGUGAUCAACUCGAAAGUUUAUGCUCUUUUGAUUACUAUGCACCUUAACCUUAUUAAAUUAACUUGAAAUUAUUAAUUCAAAGCAUAAUCAUUUGUAAAGUUUUAUAUACAUUUUCCUUGUUUUGUAAAUAGUGCAGUUUCUGAAUAGAUCUUGAAAUCUUGAAAUGUAGAUGAUGUUGAUAUAUGGUUUGGGUUUUUAUUUACGGUAAAAUAAUGAUUUUUUGGAGCACUUCUGUAAGAAUUUCUCUGUUUCUUUAGGAUGUACUGAUAGACUGUCAGAAAGCAGUCACGUCGUUCAGUGUUAAUCCAGUUCAACCUUACUACGUCGCCAUUGGCUGUGAGAAUAGUUUGUUACGAGUUUAUGAUAGACGAUCACUGAGUACAGGCGAGCCAGGCAAGGAACAUGACAAACAGCGUGGUCUAUUGUAUCAGUUCAAACCAAAAGCGUUAGAGAAACGGGAUUGCAGAGUGACCUCGCUCAAAUACAGGUAUGUUGAAAUAGGUUAGUGUUACUAAGUAAACACUAUCGUGCAGCAGAUAGUGGUCAACCCGCAGUUAUCAGAGUGAGAAAAUAAUUUUAAAUCUUGUAUUUGGAGGAAAAUAAAUAGAAUUGUUAUUUAAUUUGCUUCAUCCUGUAGUAAGACUGGAUCAAUAAGAGAUUAUCCUUCUAGACCUCUAGGAAGAACAGUUUAGAACUGAUAGAGCUAUCCAGUAUAAAUAAAGUUAGUUUAGUUUAGGUUUCCUCCUGUGGUAACACUGGAUCAAUAAGAGAUGAUUUUUACUGGACCUCUAGGAAGAACAGUUUAGAACUGAUAGAGCUAUCCAGUAUAAAUGAAGUUAGUUUAGUUUAGGUUUCGUCCUGCAGUAACACUGGAUCAAUAAGAGAUGAUCCUUACUGGACCUCUAGGAAGAACAGUUUAGAACUGAUAGAGCUAUCCAGCAUAAAUAAAGUUAGUUUAGUUUAGGUUUCCUCCUGUAGUAACACUGCAUCAAUAAGAGAUGAUCCUUACUGUGGACCUUGAGAGAAAACAGUUUAAGUAUAUAAAUAGAAUUUAAGGUUUAUAAAAUUUAAAAUAGUGGUUCUUGUUGCUUUUUUAGUUCAGAUGGUGAGAAUCUUCUUGCAAGUUAUUGUUCGGACUAUGUGUAUCUCCUCGACUCUAACCCUAAACAGGCGGAUCAAUUGCAGCGAGGCAUGGAGGACGAGACAGAUGGGCCAUGCCCGAACACAGGCAACGAUCCACCAAUGAAACGACUGCGCUUGCGCGGGGACUGGUCGGACACGGGGCCGAAUGCCCGGCCAGAAGGUGAAGAACCCGGUGCUAGUGAAGAUAACUUCGUGCAACGCAUGUCGGGAUACUUCACAAGAUGGAUCGAGGAGUCGAUACGGAAUGCACGAAGACAACGGCGACGAAAUCCGACUGGAUCGCGAAGACGUCCCGAAGGUGAUACGGAGGAUCACGAAGACGAUCCGGAGCAAAGCGAUGAUGGUGAGAACUCUGAAACGUUGGAGAGCGCAUUACCUUUGACAGAGGAAAGUUGUGAUGAGCAAAGGACUCAGACCGAUUCAGAUAGUGACGUCACUGAAACUAACAAUGACGUCACUGAAACUAACAAUGACGUCACUGGAAAUAAAGAUGGCGUCACUGAAACUAGCAAUGACGGCACUGGAAAUAAAGAUGACGUCACUGAAAAUAUGGAUGACGUCACUGGUAGUGACAAUGACGUCACUAAUAGUCCCAUUGAUGUCGCCAACCAUCAGAACAACGUGACGCAAAAAGGAGAAAAAGUUCCUAAUCGUUCUCAUAAUGUGAAUGACGCAUCAGAAUGUAAGAAACCAAGAGACGUGAAUUUUUCACGUGAUUCUAGUUGCAGAUCACGUGACGAAGGCGACGUCACCAAUAGCAAUUCUAAUGAUACGAGAACAUAUUAUGAAAAUCAGGCACGAAGCAAGAAUCUUUAUAGAAAUCGACGUCGCAAACGAAAUAAUGCCUCCGACGCGAUCAAGAGUGAGGACAACACAGUUCGAAAUAGGAACAAGAAUACUGAGUCGCGUGAUCCGAUGACGUCAUGUGAUGAUGGUAUCCAUGACAACAUGACAUGUAACCAUAGUAAUGAGAUGCGUGAUGGUGAACUAGAUAGGGAUCCCUGUGGUGGAGCUAAACUACAAUCUGAUACUUCAAGUAUCCGGGAAACUAAACCCCCGGAGAAUGAACCAUCACCGGCGAUAACUUCCAGGGGAUUGUCACCUACCCGGAAUUUAUGUUCUGAGGCACAAAAUGCAGACGUUGGUAUUCCAGCAUGUGGUGAUAAUACUGGAAUUUUCUCAACUGAAACUGUGGACUCGGAAACUGUAACCACGGGAUCUGACACAAUGGAUUCUAGUUGUUGUUCGUUGUUAGAUUCCACUACCCAAGCAAGUCAGAAUAGCAGUUUUGAAAAUUUGCAAUCAGAAACACUAGGGUCAAAUUGUGAGGGAUUAUUACCCGAUGGGGAUAAUAAUAAUCUAGCUAAUGAAAGGACACAAAUUGGUACGAGGAGAAAUGAACCCUCGGAUAUUGAAAGCUCAGAAAAUAGUUCGGCACCGGGGAUUAGUACUAGGGUAACAAUCCCCUUGGGUACGAAUACCCGGGGGUCUGAAACACCCACCAUGGAAACUGGACCUGCAGAAACAGCUUCGGGAAAUCACGAAGAAACCGUCGGCGAAUCUUCGAGAUCUGUCGGGGAUGACUCGAGACGCGAUGCCGCGGCUUCGACUAUUCAGAAUUUCUUCCGGUUUCGUGUGAAAAAAGAUUUUCAGUCAAUUCCAUGUGAUUUUCCCGUUCACUCGAAUGUGAAACAAGUUUUCAAAGGACAUAGAAACGCUCGUACAAUGGUAAGUUUAAUGAAUAGGAUGACGUUAUUUCUGUAUUGGUGUAAUGUACUCAGGUGAAUAAGAUGCUUGUGGUGUUACUCUGAUUGUAUAUCCACACCGGGCAGGCUUGAAAAAUAUGCCUGGCCAUGGUGGGAAACCUACGACCUUUGGAAUACUAGCCCAAUGAUCUGCCAACUGAGCUACGCCGAACCGACCUGACCUGAUCUUAAAGGCCCUUAAAUGAAUAAUAUAUUAUGUAGAUGUCUUCUUACCAUUUUAUUGUAUGUAUAUGUAUAGAAAUUUAUAAAUUAUUAUAGUAGUUUAUAAAUUUUAAAUUUUGUAUAAAAUUAUUGUAAAGCUUCAUGCAAUACAGCCGAAAGGCUGCCAUAUGAUUCUAAUAAACGGUCUAUCUAUCUUGAUAUACUACUUGAUGUUUUUAUUAGAUCAAGGAGGCAAACUUCUGGGGAGAUGACUACGUCCUCAGUGGCAGCGACUGUGGUCGUAUUUUUAUCUGGUCAAGAAAGACGGCCGAAGUGGUCAUGCUGCUCGAAGGCGAUCAACAUGUUGUCAACUGUGUUCAACCUCAUCCGUGUGCACCGAGUAAGUAUUAG
Paramuricea clavata is the source of this 23270-nucleotide messenger RNA. Lineage: Eukaryota; Metazoa; Cnidaria; Anthozoa; Malacalcyonacea; Plexauridae. The record is from the annotation of a GenBank genome assembly.